Penaeus chinensis is the source of this 1940-nucleotide messenger RNA. RefSeq names its product RNA pseudouridylate synthase domain-containing protein 1-like. Bases 517 to 1509 code for a protein of 330 amino acids. Gene Ontology annotation, molecular function: pseudouridine synthase activity; RNA binding. NCBI's taxonomy places the organism in Eukaryota, Metazoa, Arthropoda, Malacostraca, Decapoda, Penaeidae. Gene Ontology annotation, biological process: pseudouridine synthesis. The transcript has 7 exons. The record is from RefSeq and is a predicted model, not a curated record.
AUGGUAGUUCUUUGCGUAGUUUGAGUGAUUCCUUAACACUGGAUUGAGUUAACCGAUUCUUGUAGGUUGGUUGUGUGUACUAGCGUUGAUGUAUGUAGACACGAAAUGUUUUUAUUUUUCUUAUUGAUGGUGAUUGGUUUUACUCUCGUAUGAUUAAUUAUGUUCUUGCUUUUGAGAUGAAUUUGUUUGUUUAAUGUAUAUUAGGGGGAUAUUGCUGACAAGGGAAGUUUAACAGUCUAAUGCUAAUAUAACUAAUUCAGCAGUUCCUAGAAGAUUUUUCUUUUGCUUAAUGUAAGGAUAAAAAUAUAUUGAUUCUGGAAAUUAGUGUAGUUAGAAUUUUAAGUGAUAUGUAAUUUGUAAAUAUCAGACCAUGAAUUUCAAGUAAAAAAGAUAAAUUUUAAAGAUCCCAGUCGCAAUCUUACAGGAAGGCAGAGUCAUUGCAGAGUCAAGAGAACUGUAAAGAAAAUAUAAGCUGGUCGUCACUAGUUACAUCAAUCGACACUUAGCCUAAUAGCAAUGACGAUACAACACGAACCUCUAUUCACCACUGCUGCUUGCAAGCAUGCCUGGUUGACCUUUAUAGCACAGUGGAUGGAUUGGAGUGAUGCUGUCCGAGCAUACAUCUUGGAAGGCAUGGUGCACCUUGCCUGGUUUCGCAUUAAGGAGAAGAUCGCCAAGAAAGUCUGCCAGAUUAUCAGGCAGAAGAUUGGUGUGAACGUCCCACCCUCCAUCCACGAUUUGGAGGUAGUCCAUCACAGUCCACAUUAUAUUAUCAUCAAUAAAAGAUAUGACAUUCUCAUCAAUAGCAACUCGGCAGCUGAUGAGGUGACUGUACAGACACAGCUCAGGCGCAGAUUCCCAGAUCUCGUCAACCCUAAGCUUGGACAUGAGUUCAUGUUUGCACACAGGCUCGAUUUUGCAACCAGUGGGCUCAUGUGCAUCUCGGUCCACAAGAAGGCUGCUGGAUCUGUGACCAGGUGUUUUGUUCACAAGCGGGUUGAUAAAUAUUAUUUGGCACUCGUACGUGGACAUGUAUCGAAGGAGAUGCUCGAUAUUUACCUCCCUAUAGGGGAUGACCUUCGACCAGAAUGGAAAGAUGUGAAGAUGGCGACUCCUCUCAGUCGCCACGUUGGUCGCUGCAAACCAGCCCACACUCGCCUCCUGGUGUUGCAGAAGGGCCUUUAUGAUGAUUAUCCCGCCACAAAGCUCCUUCUGAAGCCCAUCACUGGCAGACGGCACCAGCUCAGGGUCCACUUAUCUGAGUCAGGGCACACUAUAGUGGGAGAUUUCACGUACUCCAACCGUCGUGAUCUUUCUCCUUAUAGGAUGUUCCUGCAUGCAGUACGCCUGGCCUUUCCCUCCGAGUACGAGCAAGUAGAUGUUCGCACCAUUGACCCUUUCACAGAGGAUGAUAGGAAGAACAAGUGGAUCCCAGUGGAAACUCUGAAUGAACUCACCGAUGACACGUACUUAAAGCUCAAAAUGGGAAAGAAGUGGUAUAAGAGAUGAUGUGCUUUAAGUGCUGUAAAUGUCUGUUUUUCUUCUUUCUUUUUUUUUGCGUGAAUGGUAUUCUAUUUAUAUCUUUUCGAGAGAAAACAAGAAAAAAAAAUAUUUAUGAUAAAAAUAUUUUGUAUGUAUUUGGUGGUGCUGUAAUAAAUCAAGGUCUCCAUCAUAUCAAGUAUUAGAGAUUGAGCUGUGAAACAAAUUUUAUACAUGUACAUAUUUGCUGUAUGUAUAUAAAAUCAAUCCUAAUGAGUCAAAUGUGAUAAAAAAAAACGACUUCCACUGUUGUGUUGUAAUCCAAACAACGAGACAAUCAACUUGAAUCAAAUAGUUCAGUAGUUGUUGUGAUGCAUAAAAAUGAAUGAAUAAGUGUGAAUUAAAAGGUUGUGAUACACUGUAGGAAUUUCAUGAAAGUAAAGGAAAAAAACAAACAAGAA